AUGGCUGAAGACAAGCCCCGUCCAGCUCUCGACGACCCUCACGCUUACGUUCUGUACCGGUAUUAUCCAUCUCAGGUCGCGGCUAUUAUCUUUGUUGUACUGUUCGCUCUCACGACUAUCCUACACAUCUUCCAGCUCGUCAAGAGGAGAACAUGGUACUUUAUACCAUUAGUUGUUGGUGGUCUAUUUGAAACAAUUGGAUUCGUCGGACGAGUACUGUCGAAGGAUGACAUCUGGGCUCUCGGCCCUUUCAUUAUGCAGUCUCUCUUAAUUCUUGUUGCUCCCGCGCUUUUCGCAGCCUCGAUCUACAUCAUACUCGGACGGGUCAUUCUCAUGGUGGAUGGCGAGCGUUACUCGAUGGUCCGACAAAAGUGGCUCACGAAGACAUUUGUUGCGGGUGACGUGCUCAGCUUCUUGAUGCAGGGUUCUGGUGGAGGUAUCAUGGCCAUGGGAACUCUCAACUCGAUGGAACUUGGCGAGAAGAUCAUCAUCGGUGGUCUCUUCAUUCAACUCAUCUUCUUUGCGCUGUUCGUUUGUGUAGCCGCAGACUUUCAUCGACGUCUGAUCAAGGACAUCCCUAUCAAGAGGCGAUAUACACCUAGGUCACUCUUCCGCAAAACUCGACACACCCAUAAUAGCUCUUCCGAUGGUCCGAUCACCGCCGUAAUCUCUCGCGAAGCUGUCCAUGAACUGCCUUGGAAACGACACCUCUAUGUCCUGUAUGCUGCUAGUGCGCUCAUCCUUGUCCGAAGCAUCUUUCGCAUUAUCGAGUAUAUUCAAGGCAACGCUGGAUAUCUGCUCAGCAACGAGGUGUUUCUAUACAUCUUCGACGCGACCCUAAUGUUCCUAGUCAUGGUUUUGUUCAACUGGAUCCAUCCAAGCCAAGUCACAGAUCUUUACCGAAAACGCCAGCAGGCUCACGGCACUGUUGAGAUGCAGCAA
Boeremia exigua is the source of this 942-nucleotide messenger RNA. RefSeq names its product RTA1 like protein-domain-containing protein. The record is from RefSeq and is a predicted model, not a curated record. The transcript has 3 exons. The annotation marks the transcript as partial. Lineage: Eukaryota; Fungi; Ascomycota; Dothideomycetes; Pleosporales; Didymellaceae. Gene Ontology annotation, cellular component: membrane.